Molecule: messenger RNA, 927 nt
Organism: Peronospora farinosa
Lineage: Eukaryota; Oomycota; Peronosporomycetes; Peronosporales; Peronosporaceae
Source: the annotation of a GenBank genome assembly
AUGUCAAGAGCGCGAGUGAUCGACGGCAAAGCCAUUUCGAAGGCGCUGCGUGAUGCGCUCAAAGGCGACGUGGCCGCUCUCACUGCCAAGUAUGGACGGGCACCAGCACUUGGACUCAUCAUGGUAGGAAACCGUAAGGACUCGGCGCUGUACGUACGCAACAAGCACGUAGCCUGCCGUUGCACGGGCAUUCGAUCCGAGAACUUUCUCUUCAAUGAAGAUGUCUCCCAGGACACUAUUGUGCAAAAGGUGGAAGAGCUCAACCAAGACCCGACCAUUGACGGUAUUCUAGUACAAUUGCCAUUACCUGGGAAGGAGUUGAGUGCACGAGAGAUCAUUGAUCGCAUUCAGCACGACAAGGACGUGGAUGGCCUUCACCCGUUCAAUGCCGGCGAGCUGGCCAUGCGUGGACGAUAUCCCUACUUGAUCCCGUGCACGGCAAAGGGAAUCUUAGCUUUGCUAGAUGACCAGCACAUUUCGUUGCGUGGCAAAACAGCAGUGAUCAUUGGACGCAGCAAUUUGGUGGGUAAUCCGGUCAGCAUGUUGCUGCAAAAGCGCAAUGCCACGACGAUUCUUUGUCACUCAAAGACGGUGGAUCUGCCGCGGUAUGUGCGUCAAGCUGAUGUGGUAGUAGCGGCGUGUGGACAGCCUUAUCUUGUACGAGGUGAAUGGUUGAAGCCAGGUGCGACGGUCAUUGAUGUCGGUAUCAACUUCGUGCGUGAUGUGGAUGACACAUAUCAUGGCGAAGCGAAUUCUGACGGCUUUAAGCUCGUUGGUGACGUCAAUUUUGCCGAAGCAUGUGGAGUAGCAAGGAUCGUUACACCUGUGCCCGGCGGUGUAGGACCUAUGACUAUUGCUAUGUUACUGCACAACGUCGUUGAGGCGUUUAAGCGCAGGAUGGACAUUGGAAAAAAGAUUGUGCUAUGA